Cygnus atratus (black swan) is the source of this 3072-nucleotide messenger RNA. It is a transcript of the gene STX2, whose product is annotated as syntaxin 2. Gene Ontology annotation, molecular function: SNAP receptor activity; SNARE binding. Gene Ontology annotation, cellular component: endomembrane system; synaptic vesicle; SNARE complex. The transcript has 11 exons. Gene Ontology annotation, biological process: synaptic vesicle fusion to presynaptic active zone membrane; exocytosis; intracellular protein transport. The record is from RefSeq and is a predicted model, not a curated record. NCBI's taxonomy places the organism in Eukaryota, Metazoa, Chordata, Aves, Anseriformes, Anatidae. Bases 121 to 1086 code for a protein of 321 amino acids.
GGUGGCGGCUGAGCGGAGCCGGCUGAGGGGCGGCCCCGCGGCGGGCAGGGCCGGGCUGGGCCGGGCCGGGCGCUGACGGCUCCGAGCGAGGAGCUGAGGGAAGGCUGAGGGGCCGCGGGGAUGAAGGACCGGCUGGCCGACUUGCAGGAGUGUAAAGGAAAUGAAGAUGGAGAAACAGUUAUUGUUGAAAAAGACCAUUUUAUGGAUGACUUCUUCCAGCAGGUUGAGGAACUUAGAAAUAAUAUAGCAAAAAUAGCACAAAAUGUGGAAGAAGUAAAAAAGCAGCACAGCAUUAUCCUGUCAGCCCCAAAUCCUGAAGGAAGAACAAAAGAAGAACUCGAAGAAUUAAAUGAGGAAAUAAAGAAGAUUGCUAAUAAAAUCCGAGCCAGGUUAAAGGCUAUUGAACAAACUUUUGAUCAGGGCGAAAAUGCUAAUCGGACAUCAGUGGAUCUCAGGAUAAGAAAAACACAGCACUCUGUAUUAGCUCACAAGUUUGUGGAGGUCAUGACAGAAUACAACGAGACCCAAUCUCUUUUUCGAGAACGCAGCAAAGGUCGGAUACAGAGACAAUUAGAGAUAACUGGAAAGACCACCACUGAUGAGGAACUGGAGGAAAUGUUAGAGAGUGGUAAUCCUUCAAUUUUCACAUCUGAUAUUAUAUCAGACUCCCAAAUAACUAGGCAAGCUCUGAAUGAAAUUGAGUCGCGACACAAGGAUAUUAUGAAACUGGAAUCUAGCAUACGGGAGUUACAUGAAAUGUUUAUGGACAUGGCUAUGUUUGUUGAGACUCAGGGUGAAAUGAUCAACAACAUAGAAAAGAACGUGAUGAAUGCAUCAGAUUAUGUGGAGCAUGCUAAAGAAGAGACAAAAAAGGCAGUUAAAUAUCAAAGUAAAGCACGAAGGAAAAUAUGGAUAAUUAUCCUUGUGUCAUUGGUGUUGAUUGCCAUAAUUGAAAUUAAUGUUCAUUAUUAUAUGUGUAACUGUAUUACUUCUGAUUCUUGGAAUUAUCCUAGCAACAACACUAUCAUAGCAAGUAUAUUCAAAGAGCUACGAACCUUCAGCAACUCCAAAAUAUGUCUUCAGUAAAGCCAAACUUUUUUUAAUUAAAGAUGCCUUACACCCUUACACUGUUACAUGAUGAUUACCUAUCACUGAAAGGCUAAAAUGAAAACAAAAUCACUCUUAAUGUUUACUUAUAAAUGAAGAACAGAAUGUAUUAGGAUACGUAUGGAUUUUCAUCAUAAACUAUACAUUUGUAAGACCAAAACUUGCUUUUAAUUGUUUUGAACUAAAGUAACUUAGGAUGUUUUCAUACUUCAGUGUUAUAAACAGUUCAAAUAGGGAGUUGAGAAACUUGAGUUUUGACUGUUUGACUUUUUUAUUUCUAUUGCUACUAUAAUCCUAAUCACAGAUUUUAUAACCUUACCGGUGCUGCUUCUGUUAGCACUCCUGUGAACAUUUUUAUGAAAUGUAGCUAUGUCUUUAAGUUAUUUAGUCACCUUUGCCUGUCUAAGCUUAAUACUUUAUUAAAAUAUUUUUCAGCAAGUGCUAAAAUAUUUUAUCCAGAAAAGACCACUUAAAUAUUUAAUGGUCUGCCUCCUACAUUACACUUUAAAAAGCAGAGGGUUUUCCUUUUUUUUUUUUUUUUUUUUUUUUUUUUUACACUUUCCAUUUUUAAUCUUUUCAACAUGACUAAGGUUAAUUGCUUUAAGUAUUUCCUUUACCUUAUGGUAGAAAUGUUUUCUGGUAAAAGAAUACAGUAAUGAAACACACAAUUUGAACUUCAGCAAAUAAUUUUACAGUCUUUGUUCAAACAAAACUCAUGGAUCAGUUUAGCCUUAUUGCUCAUAUGAAUGAUAAAAAUCAUAUGAUAAAAUUAUUUUAAAAAAUCACACCUUCUGUAAAGCCAAGUCAAUAUUUCAUUUUCAGAAGCUUGCUAAUGUUGUUGUGUGAAUAUAGUAUAUGGGGAGAAAUGGAACUCCAUCAGAAAACUCCUGAACAUAAUGCAAACUAAGACACUGAUUUGUUAUGAAAUUUAUGUAUUAUAUAACAUGUAUGAAGUGUUUUAGUAUAUACAUAUUGUUGUAAUGCUAGCUUGUAAGACCUGAAAGCUUGAAAGACUUCAAAUGUAACCAAAUAACUGCAUUUAAUGUUAAAGGUUAUUUUUGUAUUUUGUGUGUAAAAUAUUUGUAACUUGAAUUUUUGAUUUCUCAUUGUUUAGGAUGUCCAUGUAGAUAUGUAGAUAUAUUUACACUGUAAGAGAAUUAGAGGAACGUAUAAUGUGUGCCUUUCUAAACAGAGUCUAAAACUAUGCUUGUUAAUGUUUCCAGAUAUUCAACUAUAAUGUUAAUUGCAAUAACUGUCAUAAAAGAUUAGAAUCCUUAAACUUACGUUUUGUGGAAAGUACCUGAGGUUAUUCACUAAAAUGUAACUCAGUCUAUUGACUAGCUUCAUAAAAUUCAGCAAAGUUUACAAUAUAUAUCGUAUGUAUGAAUAUUCUUGCUUUGCUGUCCAAUUAUACUGUGAAUAUGCUAGAGCUAUUCAGAUAUCAUACUUUAAAAAAAAAAAAAAAAAAAAAAGCCUUCUGCAAGCCAGCCAUAAAGAAGUCGCUUGAAAAAAUUCAACUUCAUUAACGAACAAUUUUUACCUCUCAGCCCAGAACACUCGUCAAUGGUUGUAAGGAAGUUUACAAACAAAGUAAGGAAAGAUUGGUUGCCUUAGUGCUCAUUCUAGGUAAAAUAUAUUUUUAUUCUAUAGUUUUCUAGAAUUCUAAUAGUAAAUAUUAUUUAUACAGAUACAAAGUACAUUGAGGGGAUCAGUUCUGCUGUUCUACAGCUGGUUAUCUAAAAUGUUGCUCCAAAUUCGGUUGUGUUGAUUAUUUUAAUUUAUAAUGCAAUAAUUUGCCCAUCAAGAACAGAAAUAUGAAUAAGUCGCUCCAUGCUUUUUUACUUGUUAUACAGCUGCCUCAGUUUGUUUUAAAACAAAACUUGUUUUUCACAUGAACUUUUGUUCUGUUAAUAUUGUGGGGGAGGAAAUCUCUAACCUAUGCACUAAUAAAUUUAUCUACACAAG